AUGGGGUUUUAUCAUAUUAUAUGAUGCAAUAAGAAUCCCUUGGCCUAUCUCUCUUCUUCUCUCUGUAGCUAUGACUACCAGACGCUGGACUAUGACAUGAUGCUGAUCAAGCUGUUCCACCCUGUGGAGAUCACUGAUUACGUGAAGCCCAUCCCACUGCCCACCGGCUGCCCAAACGCAGGCCUCCCAUGCUCCGUCUCCGGCUGGGGCAACACCGCCACCGGAGAGGAGGGUGAGACGGACCAAAUACCCCUGCAUUUUACCUUUCCAAAACUAUAACCACAGAAAGUACACCCAAACACACUAUACCAAACAAACUUUACCAACAUUAAUUAUUCCCUCACUACCUUUAUCCACACACACUCUAACAACAAACACCUCACCUGGAGAAGAGGUUUGACUACGGAUAAAUUAUAUUAAAUGACUGAAUCUCCCUGUCUUUUGCUUCCUUCUCAGUAAACAUGCCCGCCCGUCUGCAGUGUCUGGACGUGCCCAUACUGGAGGAUGAGAAGUGUGAGAAGGCCUACCCUGGCAUGCUCACCCGCAGGAUGGUGUGUGCCGGAUACAUGGACGGAGGCAGAGACGUAUGCAACGUAUGUACAGUAUAUGACCUUUGCUAUCUUUGUUGUGCAGUCAUGUAGAAAACACAUUGGUACAUAUUAGGAUCAACCUGAAUAUUGAUUUUAACGUAGCGAGAACGGACGAGUAGGAGAUAGAGAAGAUCGAAGACCCAGCGCUGCGUCGGAGAGAGAGAGAGGCGAGAAGAGAGCGUAUUAUCGCUCUCUCUCUCUCUCUCUCUAUCAUCGCUCGCUCUUCUCUCUAUAUCGAUCGCUCUCUAUCGCUCGCUCUCUCUAUUUCUAUCUCUCACUGCUCUCUCGCUAGAGCGAUCUCUCUCUCUCUCUCUCUCUCUCUCAGGGGGACUCUGGCAGUGGUCUGGUGUGUUUGGGUGAGGUCCAUGGCCUGGUGUCCUGGGGUCAGGGCUGUGCCGUGCCCGGAUACCCCGGAGUCUACGUCAAAGUCUGUGAGUUCCUCCCCUGGAUCGAUGAGACCAUGAAGGCCAACAUGUAACACCGCUAGCUGCUUUCCUCCCUGUCUCUCAGACCUCCACUCCUCUCCCUCCAAACUCUUCCUCUCUCUCUCGUUCUCCUCCUAGUUCAAUACUAGAGUGUAAGCAUGUCAAACACAAUAAAGCCUGAAGUUACACGAUCUUCCGUCUGUCUGUCUUAGGAACUACACUUUCAUUACUAUGUGCAUUUUUAUUGGUAUGAUCAGUGGGCAAACUUCUGAGUACAUUUUAACAACUUGAGAGAGGUGCAACAUUUUUAUUUGGGUUUCAUGUUUGACCAUAUUAACAUCAAACUAUAGUAUGUAGGCUAUAUACAGUACUAGCCAUACAUCCUGGACAAAGUUCUGAGGGACCUGUCAUUGGAACUGUGCUGCAGCUAACCCUGUUUGCUGUGCAGCAGAGGGCAUUAGUGAGUUGUUCCAUCUCUCUGUCCUUCUUCAUUCACUUUGAUGUCAUUAUUAGUAGAUCAAUAGGGCAUUCUCCCUCCAUAUUAAGGCAUACAUUAGAUCCAGAUACAUUAGAUUAACAAUGGCUGUUUUUCAGGAACAGUGCAAAUUGACCUUUCUUAUUCCUAUUAUCCAUCCAUUCUUGAGUCAGUCAGUUUGAGAUUUUGUGCUUAUCUUUUCUCCCAGUGUCAGGAGGACAUGGUUCUCUCCCGCUCUCUCUGGCUGAACCCGAGCUCUGCCGUCCUUUCACCCCUUUCUUUAUGUCUCUUCUUCGGUUUCACUGAAUCUGAGGCCCCUACCCAGGCUGCUCCACCUUCAAGGUACAUUAUAUAUAUAUAUAUAUAUAUAUAGAGAGAGAGAGAGAGAGAGAGAGAGAGAGGGGUUAGUGAGGGGUCAACUAACUCUCAGUGUGUGUUACAGUAAGUGGAGAAGCCCCUGUAAAAUAGCUUAUUAUUGUAUAGAACAGCCCUCCACUCCCUCUCCCCCCUCCUCUCUGAUACUCACCCUCUCCACAGGACUGGGGGGAGGAGGAGGGGAGGUUUGGCUCUGAGACAGACUCCUGACUGUUACACAGAGAACAGAACAACAGCAUUCACCACCGUCAUGUUUUAA
Messenger RNA from Coregonus sp. 'balchen', 2124 nucleotides. Lineage: Eukaryota; Metazoa; Chordata; Actinopteri; Salmoniformes; Salmonidae. The record is from the annotation of a GenBank genome assembly.